AUGGACUCGAUGACCUUUGAAGAUGUGGCUGUGAACUUCACCUGGGAGGAGUGGGCCCUGCUGGACGCCACACAGAGGCAGCUCUACAGAGAUGUGAUCCUGGAGACCUGUGGUCACCUGGCCUGUGUGGAUUGGGCGACUCGACAUCAAACCAAAGACUCGACCCCUUGGCAGAACAACCUUGCUAAAAGGACGUUUCAGGAAGUGAACAGAGCACAUCUGGCAAGCAGCAGUUCCCGACUCUCCGAUCUCAGAGAAGACUGGAUGUCCCGUAGAAUAGAGGUGCCGGGCAAACAGAGAGGGCGAACACUGAAACAAGUUGCAGCUGCCCAUGAGAAAGAUGCCUCUCCCAUUGGAUUCUGGGAAUAUCCCCAAAUGAGGGACAUCUCUAACCCUGGCCAGAAGAUUUUGCCAUCACAGGGAGAUUCCACAAGAAAACAUAACCCAAGAUGUAACUCAGACAUCUUGAAACAAAUUCUCCUCUUACACAGUAAUCAAAAAAUCUUUACAAACAACGAAGAUGACCGAGUCAAGUGGCAGGAAAUGCCAUGGAUUUCACAUGCGAGAACUCAGACAGAGCUGAAAUCAAAGGCACAGAUGGAUCAUCAGAAUGACCUGCUUCAUUUGCAGGCUGAAAUGUACAUGGGCGUGAGCAUCCACAAAUACUGUCCACGUGGGAAAGCCUUAGGGGGAGACAUCUCCCUUAGGACACGAGGGAUGCCCCUGAAAGAGAAACCUCGUCAUUCUCAUCAGUGUGAAAACACCUUCCUAAAUAACUCUCUCCCUGCUGGGCAGACGCAACCCUAUGAGGCAGAGACAAAUAAUGAGAAUAAUCAAAGUGGGAAGACAUUUGUCCCUGUUCAGAGUUCCGAUUCGCACAGGAGAACUUCGAUGGGAGUGAAAAGCUAUAAGUGCAGGGACUGUAGGAAGGCCUUCGUGUAUCAAUCGUCCCUUAAGAAACACAUGGAAAUUCACACAGGAGAGAAGCCCUAUGCAUGUGAGAAUUGUGGGAAAACCUUCAGAUAUAUCUUACACCUUAAUAAACAUAUGAGAAAUCACAACCUGAAGACCUUUGAAUGUCUGGAAUGUGGGAAAAGCUUCAACAAGUCCUCAAAGCUUAAGGAACAUGUUAGGAUUCACACUGGAGAGAAACCCUAUAAAUGUCAGGAAUGUGGGAAAACCUUCAAUAAGUCCACAAAGCUUAAGGAACAUAGUAGGAUUCACACUGGAGAGAAACCCUAUAAAUGUCAGGAAUGUGGGAAAACCUUCAAUAAGUCCACAAAGCUUAAGGAACAUAGUAGGAUUCACACUGGAGAGAAACCCUAUAAAUGUCAGGAAUGUGGGAAAAGCUAUGCUAAUUCUUCAAGUCUUAAAACCCACCUGAAGAGGGUCUGCGGAUGA
Molecule: messenger RNA, 1401 nt
Organism: Rangifer tarandus platyrhynchus (Svalbard reindeer)
Lineage: Eukaryota; Metazoa; Chordata; Mammalia; Artiodactyla; Cervidae
Source: the annotation of a GenBank genome assembly